AUGCCCAACUUAAUCCCUGCCAUGUUGCUCGGGGCAGUCCUGGAGACUCUUCUCUUUGGUGCAUACCUCGUGGUGUUUGCUACCAGCUGCCUCACAUUUUUUACUUCAAGACGCCGCGGAUGGCUCAAAGGAUCUUUAAACAAAGGCAUACUCACCGCGGAUCUAGCCAUGUUUCUCUCAAUCAACGCUCACUGGGCCCUGGGUAUCGCCCGCCUAUUUGAGGCGUUUGUGGAUGAUCGCACCACUGCCCUAGAGUACUUCCAACUGAUUUCCGAGAGGAAGCGCGUCGCGAAGGUUGCCUUGUACGUCUUCCAGUGCCUAAUCGCAGAUAUGAUCAUGGUUUUGCGACUAUACUACGUAUCCAGCAAAUCGUUAACUAUAUGUGUUUUGCCUAUCUUAAUGACAUCUGGCCUAGCCGUUGCUGGGAGUGGACUGGUCUGGCAAUUGGCAACCGCCCAACCCUACCGAGAUCCGUUCACUUCUGGCCAAUGGGUAUGGUGUUGCUUCACGCUUACACUAGCCACCACGAUGUAUUCAACUUUGGUAAUCGCCUAUAAGCUUUGGUCAAGCCAUAAAACGCUCAAGAACAUGAAUGUCAACCCAUUCAUCGACUCUCCCGUACCACAUGUCAUCCAGAUCAUAGUGGAAAGCGCGGCCCUAUAUUCGACCUGUACAUUCGUUUCCUUCGUCCUCUUCUUAGCUCGUUCGAACGCACAUUUCGCUGUUCUAGACAUGACAAGCCCCGUUGUGGGGCUUGUGCUCUGCCUCAUAGUCGUGAGAGGCCGCAUCCCAGGCCACUGCCCGCUGUACCCUCCCACAGAGUCGGUGGUCACGCUGGGGAACACAAUGCCAGUAAGUCGGGAUCGGGAUCGGGAUCAGACUCAAACGCUUCCGCCCAACCUUGUUGUGAAGAUUGAUGAGACCCGCAUAAUCCAUCACGAUAGUACUCUCGUGGCUCCUGACAAGACAGAGCAGGAGGAGGAUGCGGAAAGUACCGCUGAGGGACAUGGCGUAGAGGCAUGCUGA
Molecule: messenger RNA, 1026 nt
Organism: Pleurotus ostreatus (oyster mushroom)
Lineage: Eukaryota; Fungi; Basidiomycota; Agaricomycetes; Agaricales; Pleurotaceae
Exons: 10
Coding region: 1-1026 (341 amino acids)
Source: RefSeq, a predicted model, not a curated record